Lethenteron reissneri (Far Eastern brook lamprey) is the source of this 1024-nucleotide messenger RNA. It is a transcript of the gene CFAP119, whose product is annotated as cilia and flagella associated protein 119. NCBI's taxonomy places the organism in Eukaryota, Metazoa, Chordata, Hyperoartia, Petromyzontiformes, Petromyzontidae. The record is from RefSeq and is a predicted model, not a curated record.
GGCGGCGGGUCGCGACCCCCGUUGCCAGUGGCGACGGCGGGGCCUCAAUUCCAAACCCCGCGGACUUAUUUUUCAUUUUAUUCUUCGACUAAAACCGCGAUCGUCGUCGUCGUCGUCAAAGCCGAUUUAACGUCAUCACGUGCGUGCGACGAGCCUGAACGAUGAGUGCAAAAAUUCAACAGCCAAAGGAACACAAAGCUCGCAUUUGCUUAUGGGCCGACCUGACCGUGAAUAACAUGGACCUUUUGGAGCAAGCGGUUACAGCCCAUCAGUUACGCGAGACACUGUCAGAUGUCCUGGGCCUCAGGCAGCACAUGGAUGAAGAGAGGACCCAAGUUGAGUUGGAUUUGUAUUUCUACACGGUGCAGUUUGCACGCGAGCACAACUUUAACAAGGAACAAACGUCCGUCUUGUUCACAAUAGUCAAGCGGACACAUGAGGUCUGCACUGAGACUCCACUGGGGAAUUUGGAGCAGUGCUUCUCAUACUUCAGGGAGCUCGUGUUAUGCCAUGCAGUCAGAAGACCUCCAUUUAGCAUCGAUUUAUUCAAUGCCGAAGAGGUGAAACUGAUAAUCGAUUAUGUUGUCAACACUUACUUUCGACACUAUAAACUAUACAAGUAUGUCUUCACCCCAACGGUGCGUUUAGAUUUAUCGAUCUCGUACACGGGCCUGGAUGAAGAAUCCCCAUCCUCUCCAGACGCGGAUGCCAAUGAAGGGGAUGACAAUGAAGGGGACAAAGUAAGCCAAGACACGGGCUGUAUGGAACAAGGGCCUCCAGCUGUUAUUGCCAAUGAAGUUCCCGAACAACCUGCAUCCCCUGUAGAAGAGGAAAAAACUGAUCUGAAGAGCUACAUUCAGCGGGAGCUUUCGGCCCAGCUUUCCCACGUGCAUGCCACCAUUGCCGAACAGAUGAAGCAGAGCGAACAGCAGUUGGCUGAAAGGCUCGCCAGCAUCGAAGGGCGCAAUUCCAGCGGCAAAAAUUCCAGCAAGAGCAAUAGAAAAUGACAGACUCGGCGAAUAGU